AUGCUGAUCACUCUCUGCUACCUCUACCUAUGGGCGCGCUGGGGGCCCUGCUCGGCUGCGCUCAUCCGCCGCACUGUGCGCCGCCUCCACCGCUCCCCCUGCUCCUUCACCUUCUCCUGCUGCGCCGCCGGCCCCCCGGCGCCUCCUGCUCGGCAGCUGCACAGGCAGGUGCCGCCCGAGGAGAGAGUCUGCCUCGGAAUAGGGAACAAAGUCUUUUUCACGGACGAGACGCAGUUCCUUGAUGACUUAAACAGAUGGAGUCUGCUUCUCAUUUCUCCUUUUAUUUAUCCUGAUAAAUUACUUAAACCAGAACAUAUAGCUUUUGUGACAGAAAGUGUUUCAGCUCAGACAGAUAAUUUACAGAAAGUGCCUGGCUCUUCAAAAGAGAUUGUGAGGUGGUCAGACUAUUGUUCACCAUUUGCCUAUAAACCUGGUGAGCCUUACAAGUUAAUUGCUGAAGCAAGUGUAGAUAAUUUCAGUAACCUUGGAAUAGCAUUCAUGGAAGACAGGCUCCAAAUGGAUAACGGAAUGGUGCCACAGAAAAUUGUUUCUGUCCAUUUACAAGAAUCUGCUCUGAAGGAGUUGGCACAGGUGACACCCUCUGUAAAAGAGCAAAGUUUAAGCAGUACACAAAUGGAUGAAGUAACUCCAACUGCGGCUUCUGGGACUAUGGCUAAAUUGGGAUUAGGAGUGUCUGAGUCUUCAGGACAAGGUGAAGAGGAGAAAUCCGAGCUAGAGAAAGAAAGUGAACAUGAAGAUAAAUCCAACGGUCUAUCUGACAAAGAGACAGGGGCUGGAGAACAUCAUCUCUUGCAUGUUUUCAGCUGUCAUGAAUGCCUGCAGCUUGAAAACAGUACUAUUGAAGCAGUCAAAUUUGCUUCUGCAGAAAACAUUCCAGAACUUUCUGAUGAUUUCAAUAGGAAAUUAGAAGAGAAGAAUGAUGACCGUCUAGCAAGAGAAGUAAAAAGAGUAAACCUUGCUGGAAAGCCCCCUAAUGUAUUGAUUUAUCUUGGCUCUGAAACUGCAAAAGUGAAAUUCGAGCAGGUCAAAUCAGUCCUUCAGGAAUGCAUUGAUGCAGACAGCUAUACCAUCUACCAGCUGCAUGAGGAACAAGUUCUGAAAGCUCCAUGGACUGACAAUUCACUGCUGUUGGUCAUUGCCACAGAGAAGCCUAUUUCUGAGGAGAGCCGCAAACAAUUUAUUAAGUUUUUAUCUAAAGGAGGAAAGAUUCUAGGGUUUUCUUCAUCUUUUACAUUGGAUGGCAUAGAAAUAAAGAGAAAAAACAAACUGAGGAAGACAGUUCAUGAACUAGUGGUCUCUAAACCAGACAGCACUGAAAUUAAGUUAAAUCUUUUGGUCAGUGGCUGUAUUUUUGAGGAAGUCAUGAAGGAAGAUUCCAGCAAAAUGAAGACCUUGAGUCGAUUAAAUAAUGCUGAUAAAGACAGAGUUAUUGUUCAUCUAACUUACGGAGACAGUGGAGGAGAAGCCAUUCUUUCUCAGGCACACUUGGAAAUGGAUAUUAAUUCUAAGGACAUCCAAACCGAAGAGGAUUUUAAUUUGCUUAAGCUAAGCAAUAGCAAGAGAUACGAAGUUCUGAAGGAGAUCCUGGUAUCACUUGGCCUGAGUUGUGAAUUAAGCAAAAUUCCUCCAUUAACACCUAUUUACCUUCUGUCUUCUGAUGAGGAAAUCCAUCUUGCUUUUCUGAAAUGGCUUGAGGGAAAUGUAGAUGCUGAAGGAUUAAGAACAUCCAGCAAGGUGUCUCUUAAAUUUGUUUCAUCCUGUGAAUCCAAAAUGGUGGUAACUCCAUCUCUCAUGCCAGUCAUCACUGAGAUGGGAAGCUUCUCAUCAGAACAUUUCAGCCUAAAGACAUAUCAAGAGAAUCUUCAAACAAAGAAACUUGGAAAGAUUCUUCUUUUUACUGAAGUUACCACAACAACAAUGAAUCUUCUAGAUGGGUUAAUGUUUGAGUUGCCUGGGGAGAUGGGUUUAAUAGCAAUUGCUGUUCGACAAACACAAGGGAAAGGUCGUGGUGGAAACGCUUGGCUCAGUCCUGUGGGCUGUGCACUAUCCACUUUACAUAUCACCAUUCCUCUACAUUCCAACCUGGGCCAGAGAAUUCCUUUUAUUCAGCACCUGGUGUCCUUGGCAGUGGUAGAGUCAGUUAGAUCAAUACCAGGAUAUGAGGAUAUUGAUCUACGAGUGAAAUGGCCAAAUGAUAUUUACUAUAGUGACCUUAUGAAGCUUGGUGGAGUUCUGGUAAACUCUACACUCCUUGAAACAACAUUUCACAUACUUAUUGGCUUUGGAUUUAAUGUGAAUAACAGCAAUCCUACCAUAUGCAUCAAUGAUCUCAUCACUAAAUUUAAUAAGGAAGAGGGGACAAAGCUGAAGCCUUUAACUGCUGACUGUCUUAUUGCAAGAACUGUAACUCUGCUAGAGAGGUUUAUAGAUAUUUUUCAGGAGAAAGGGCCCAAUGGAGUUCUUCCCCGUUACUACAAGUACUGGGUACAUAGUGGUAAGCAAGUCCGUCUCCACAGUGAGGAGGGCCCAAUUGCAUGGAUAGUUGGAAUAGAUGACUAUGGCUUCCUUCAAGUUCACGAAGAAGGCAAGGGUGUGGAGUCCGUGCACCCAGAUGGCAACUCUUUUGACAUGCUGAGAAACCUCAUAGUCCCAAAGCAUUGACAGUCCUCAGAGCUCACAAUGCAAAAGGAGGCUCUUUAGUAUUGGCAGUAAGCAGAUAAACUUGCUUGAAGGUGGGAAGGGCAGCUUUAUUACUUUUAUUAUUGUUAUUUUUAAUGUUUUUUACAUUCUGAUUUUCUGGCAUCUUUGCUCUCUGACACAGAUAACUGUGAUAGUUAAGAGGUGAUUAUCUCACUGCUGAAGGCCUUUAUUCUUUUAGUAACUUUAAAACACAUCUAUAUUGCUGUUCUUUUUAAGAACAGCAAAAUCCUCUAAGAGAAGCCUGAAUGCAAAGGAAUAUUUUGCAAUGAACAGAACUUUCUUUUUGCUUGUGCACUGUAUUUGAUAAACUGAAGCGAGUAAAUAUUUCCUUUUAGUGUCUCUGUGUUUUUACUUUAGCACAAUGCAGUCAAAUACUGACAGUUUUACUGUGUUUUUUUAAAUUAACUUCUGGUUGUUGUGUUGCCUGCAGUGGAAACAACCAGAAGAGCUCAUUUUAUAUUUCUUUACUGGGAUUACCAUCAUGUUACAAUUCAGGCUUAGGCAUAGAGCCUUGCUGAUUUGGUUCUUUUCUGUGACAGCCUUUACAGGAGUUUACUGUCCUGCACUAUGGUAUCCAUUCUAUAACUUUUCCAUGUCUGUCUGAACUUUCUGAAGAGUUUUUUGCCAACGUAUAAGAACUAUGUUUGGUUAUCCAAAUUAUUUGUACUCUGCUCUUCUUAGUUGGAUCUGAGUAAACCAUCUUGUAUAUCCUUGGAAUCAUAGCUUCAGCCCCUUUAAACAUGGUCCAUUGGAGUAGUGUGUCACCUCAUUGCAAUCUUCUCAUCUGAGUUAUUGUAGAAUCCCAUUUCAGGAGAGGGAAGUCCUAAUUGGUUUAGAAUUUAAUAGUAAUUCUUCUGUAAUAGCAAUGAAGGUUAAGUGAGUAAAUAAGAGAAAGUGUUCAGGUCAGAUCUUAAAAUCCCUGCUGUGAACAACUACAGCAAAAAGGAGAAAACAUGCAGUUAACCUGUGUCUUAAUUCUUUUCCAUUGUUGUUGUCUUCAUCUUCUUUCCCAAAGCAGGGCGUCUGGUUCUGGUGCUAAGCAUAAAAAGCAAGAAGUUUAACACCUGCUGAUCUUGCUUUGGGGGCUGACGUCAGAGUUCAAGGUUAGGUGUAACGACUUGGCUAUAAUUGGAAAGCAUGGUGAAGCAAGCAUGUGGGAGCUUCCAUGCAGUGGCACCUUGUCAGGUUUUACUCCUGGGCAAGGCAAAUUUGCGCCAGGAGACUUGGCCACCACAGCUCUUCAAACAGUUCUCUGCAAAUGAAAAGUCUGUCAUAGGUGUGAUGUGGCCAGAUUCAUUUCCUCUAGUAGGCAGCACUUCUUAUUACGUUACCUUGUCCCUACUGAAGGUGGAUCAGCCAGAUUGGUUUCCACAAAGGACUUCUGUCUACCGGCCAGAAAUGGUGGGUUUAAGUUAAAGUUCACCUCAUAAACAAUCCAAGCAUGCUGGUAGAUUGUUUCAGUUACAAAGCCAAGAAAUCUUAAAACAAGGAAACUAGUCUGUAAUGGUAAUUUAGAGUAAUCCUCACAUAUUAGGGUUUAGGUGGUUUGGCAGCAAGUGCUUGAAAUUAAGUUGUCCCUAAUACAUUUAGGAUUUUAUGCUCCGUAUCACAGGAGAUUUGUCUGUGUGCCUGGUUGUCCAUACCCUGCUGUUUUGUUUUCCCCUGUGACCCCCAUCAUAUGAGACUCCACACCAAUAUUUCAUAGACCUGUGCAGCAGAGUGUAGACAGCUGUUAAUUGGCAUAGUUAAAAUGAUACACAUGAACACCAGCUUUUGGGUUUUCCCAACAGAUGGUUUUGAAAAUGGCUUUGGACUGUUAAUUUUUGGCAGCUGCCUUUAUUUCAGAAUCAAAUAUUGAUGCAUAUUACAAUCACAUUAAACUUGUCUGAGUUAAUAAAGUUUAAAUAAAAAGAAGAAAAUGUUCAUAUAUAUGUGUAUAUAUAUGUAUAUAUGAAAACUGUGUAUGUGUGCAUGUAUAUGCACACAACUUCUUUAGGCAUCUUCACUUUUUCUACCUUUUCCUCCAAGCAGCAACAUGUGCUGCUGCAUGCCAGCUUUGGACAGGGUAGCUCUGGUACUGUUUGUUCAGUCACAGAGUUUUAAAAGAUUUUAGAUAUGUGCCUUAAUCCAGUAUUUGUAGCUAAAACAAUGUCUCUGUUUUGGUGCUGUAGGGUGUGCCAGUGGGAAGCACAUUUAAUUUUGCUCGUAUUCCAGAUAGAGUUAUGAAGACCUGGAGAGGUUUCCUUUAGUGACCCGUCAUAUGUCAGGUUUUGAUUUGAAUUACUUCUUUAAAGCUCACUCUCCCUUCACCAGGGACAAGUACUGUAGAAGAGUGACGGGUGAAGGGCAAAAUCUCCCCUGAGCUACACUGCUAUAGGGCCUGAGCAGCAGGCAGAUGGAUUUUUUAAUAGUCAAUUCUCCAAUAUUUCCCAUUUUCUAUUGUUCCUUUUAGAUUUCUUCAUGGCCUUCUUAAUGAAAAGCUUGUUCUGCUCUCACUUUGAGUUGUGAGAUUAUCCUAAAAAGUGCUGCAUUGGACAGAAACUUAGCGUUGCAUUUCCUUCCUGCAAAUGGGAGCUAACCAAGUGCGGGCGUGUUGGAGCUGGUGGUGCUCUGGUAAUGUACCACUUUGCCUCUGCUCUUCAGUGGCCUAUUCUAUGUGUGUAAAUCUACCAGUUGUCUCAAGGGAACAGCCUUGAGUUGGAUGAAGCAAUUUCUUAGAAAUUUGACCUUUCCUUCAGAAGAAUCAAAGAACAUCACAAAGAAAAUUCUCAUUAUGCAGACAGCAGCUGCAUGAAGUCCUUCUGACUAGCAGCUAUGAAGGACAUGAGAGCCAAGGAACUUCCCUGGGCCACACUCACCUUAACAGAGAUGAGCAGCACAGCUAGUAGGUCUUGCUCAUUCUGUGCCAAACUUGGCACAGUCAGAAAACCCCAACAUCUUUGUUUGGAAUUCAUUGUUGUUAUUGUUCUUUAUGUAGGACAGAGAGGUGUGGUGUAGAAUGUCUCUGGACAUAGGUAUGGAGUGAAUCAGACAACUCCAGAUCCAGAAGUAAUGCACUGAAGAUGUUUCAUUUCACUCAACCAUCUAGAUUAGUAAAACACCUCUUUCAUUGUGAGGCUGAUGUCAUAUCUUAAACUAUUCUCUUGAUGAAGUGCUUUCAGAAAACACUUAUUACAGUGUCCAUAUUUCUGUGACUUCAUUUUUCUCCUCCCAGACUCUGUUAUAACAUUUCUCAUUACACAUUGUGAAAAUAUUUGUAGGGAUUGUUUAUUGAUCGGAAAACUUCUGCUGAGCAGGCUGAGUGUGUUGGCAUGUGUCCGUGUUCUGAAGGAGUAAGUGGGUUGUGUCCAGUCAGCAACAAUGCUGCUUCCAAAGAUUUGAAAAAGUAAUAAAGUACUUAACAUUUAAGAGUUCAAGCAGUACGCCUCGCUUCUAGUAAAAGGUUUUAUAAGACUUCUGAGCUUUUUUUUUUAGUUAAAUCUAGCCAAGGAAUAAAUGUACUUCAAGGGCUAUUACCUAGAAAUGAUGUUAAAGCAUUUUAAUUCUUUAUGGUCCUGCUUCAUUGUGCAACUUUUUUUUUUUCCUUUUCUUUGCUUUAUACAAUUCAGCUACAAGACAUUGUCAGUCUAAACAAUUACUCUCUGCAACUACUCUGUAACAUACAGUGUGUAUAUAUAUAUCUAUAUAAAAAUUAAGUGCAGCAUAAUAUCUGUCCUGAAAAAGAUUUGUGCUGCAAAGAGCUGAUUCCCAGGGGUGAGUGGUUUGAUAAAACAAUUUGCAUGCACAAGUUACUGCAGAGAAACGCAGCGCUGAUCAGACACCAAAGAAAUUAAGUCUGGACUGAGGAAAGAACAGAGGUCAAAAAAUGAUGGUGUGUGGCAGGCUGCGGUCAUGUAGCACACAACUGAGAGGAAAGAAGUGCAGGGAAGAAUUGUAAAGAGCUGUCAUGCUUCAGUAUCUUGCAUUAGUGUCUUUCAUUAGUGAUGCUGGGUUAUUUUCGGCUCUUCAAGAGUCAUGCUUUGACUAAAAUACAGUGACAAAGUCCUUGUGUUUUAUAGUACCUUAACUGGCAAAUGUAGCACAGAAUACAACUGAAAUACGUUUUCAGCCGUACCACUUUCUGAAGCAUUCUGUUUUGUAGUGAAAAAAAAGAACUCCUUCUUGCUUUUUCCUUUGGCUACAGGGUUUUAUUAACAUUUUAGCAGUUUUGUUUUACAUAAUAAAUAAGCAAAAAUGCUUUACAUUUUUAGGGAAUACAUAUAUAAUUCUGAGCAUGAAUAGGUUGGUUGUUUGGCGUGCUUUUCCAUCUACAGUUGUCAAAUAGCUUUUAUCUGCAUCAUAGUAAAAAAACAAACAAACAAAUAAAGCCUAAUGGUCAGGGGGAAAAAAAUGGAAUAAUAAUUUCUCUGUGUUUUUUUUUGGAAGUAUGAGUCAAAUGUUGCCAAUAAAACUUGGUGUCUUGUUUUGUGAUUUUUAGGAAAA
This is a messenger RNA of Pogoniulus pusillus (Red-fronted tinkerbird), 7203 nucleotides long. RefSeq names its product holocarboxylase synthetase (gene HLCS). The coding region runs from base 1 to 2682 and encodes 893 amino acids. The record is from RefSeq and is a predicted model, not a curated record. Gene Ontology annotation, biological process: protein modification process. Lineage: Eukaryota; Metazoa; Chordata; Aves; Piciformes; Lybiidae. The transcript is spliced from 11 exons. Gene Ontology annotation, molecular function: biotin--[biotin carboxyl-carrier protein] ligase activity. Gene Ontology annotation, cellular component: cytoplasm.